Molecule: messenger RNA, 1768 nt
Organism: Pantherophis guttatus
Lineage: Eukaryota; Metazoa; Chordata; Lepidosauria; Squamata; Colubridae
Gene: LKAAEAR1
Product: LKAAEAR motif containing 1
Source: RefSeq, a predicted model, not a curated record
UCAAUCCAAUCAGAACUCAAACUGAGCAAGUCACAAAAGGAUCGGAAUCUUAGAAUCAGAAUGGCGCAGAAUAGAAGGAAUGUGUUUGUUCCACUCAAACCUGGUUUGGCAGCCACAAUUCAGCCAUGUCCACCAACACAAACAUCACUGCCUCCUGGAAAAGAAACCGUCUUCUGCCCCUAAAACUGUGAAUAAUAACCGAGCAUUGUGUUUUGAGUACUGUGUUUUAGGUAUUCAGUGUUGCAUAUGACACUUUUCUGCUGUAAUGAAUGGAUUCAGGUUUAAGAUGCCACAAAAUUCUUGUAUUGCCUUCUAAAACUGAUUUACAGUUUGUGCCUUUAUGACGUUUGAUACUUAUGAACUUUGGUUCGAACAAGCAGCUACGUAAAGGAGAUUGAUGUUUUCGUUGCAAUCGGCAAAAAAGUCACUGGAUUCCACAAAGCAGCUUUCAAACCCGGCUGAGAAGUGAGACAUCAUGACCGACGCUAAAACUCUACUGAGGAACAAGCCGACCCAACGGUUUCGGAAAUCUUCGCCUUCCUGCGAUGUGAGCAAGUUGACCCCCGAGCAAAAAGCACGCUAUUUGGCCUUUGCCGAUCCCACCAAGCCGGAUGUGAAAACGAUGCUGGCUACAGCUCUUAUGAAAGAGAGAAAAGUCCUGGACAAUCGGCAAAGGGAACUGGACGAUAAAAACCUGAUUGGGGUCCUCAAGGCUUCCGAAGCGCGGAACCGCCUUCGAAACGCAAGGCUCCAGUACCAGAAUUUGAGAGCGCAAGAGAUCAACUUCCUGAUCUCCUUCCAGAGGAACGCAAAAGGCGCCGUGAGGUUGGAAGUCUUCCUCCCGCCCCGGAGAAACAUUGCAAAAUUGUCUGACUGCAUGAACACCAUUCAGCGGAGUCGGAUUGAGGAGAUUCUGGAAGACGAAAGUGGAUUUGAUGUUCAAAGCAAACAUAAUCCUGACAUUUGAGAAUAUUAUUGCCUAAUGUUGAAAGAUUUUACCCAAAUGAGAUGAGAUGAGCCACAUCUCAAUUCUGUGAGAUCAGUUCCCUUCUGACCCUGAUAUGGCGUCUCCAAAAAGGAAAACUUUGGGCUGUUAGCAUUUCUUUUCCCACCCCCCAUCGUUGCUAGAUUUCGGGAGAAAGUGGAAGAAGUAACCAGCAAAAGGCAUAUAUUUGAAGUUCAAAGUAGUUUCUUCAUUGUGGUUGUAUUUUUAGUCCAAUAACAGGGGAGCAAUCAUGGGCUUCUUGUAAAUUUAUUCUUACACUCAUGUAAGAAAUGUAAAUGUGGAGAAAAGAAACUCGAGGCUCACGAAUUUAAUCCAAUGUAAAUUUUACUGUAAACGUAUGUGCGCAAAUAAUUCAAUUUACUAUUUCGAGUAAACGAGCUUUCUUGCUAACAUCUAGGCUCAGUUAGCUUUCUUGCUAACAUCUAGGUUGCCAGUUAUGCUUGGAAACCAUUACAAUUUGGGAUUGUGUGAAGUUGCAAGGAUUGUAUACGACAACAGUGCACGCCGAUUUGUUACGUGUUGGGUUUCCAGUUUUUGCUGAGUUCUGUUUUCAUUCAGUGUUCCACAGACAGCUGUUUCGUGCAGGUAUCAUAGAUCCAUAUAACUAUAACCCAGAUACCAAAUAGAUUAAGAAUUGCAUUAACAGCCAGAUUAAAAGAAUUCUAGAUUUCGUCUUGUACUGUAUUUCAUUUGUUCUACUGCGGCUUGCUUUGAGCAUUGUAUGCGCUAAGGAAGCAUGUAAAUAAAAUUAUUUUAGCCGUA